AUGUCGACCUCGAGUUCCACCAAGAGACCAAGGUUGUCUCUUCAGACGAAGACAGCAACGGUUCCCAGUACGAGAACCAGGAACGCUCUAGCAAGAAGUGACCCCAAGUCACCAACUACCUUUAAUACUCUCUCAAAUGUCUAUGUCACGGCUAUCGAGAGGUCGACACCAGUCCAGUCGACGCCGGUCCAGUCUACGCCGUUGACAGCGAUUAAUCUCUUUCAGAGUCUCAAACUUCAGACCAACCCAGAAGCACUCAGGGGGCAGCAAAGAACCCAAACCCCUUACACUGCAACGUACCCCGAUACACCCCUCUCUGCCAAUCCAAAGUCACCCAUGCAAGUCGAGAUCAACUUCCCGAGCACUAUGACCGCUACUCCGCCCUUGUCAGCAGGGCCGACAGAGCAGAUUGGAGCAAAGGUUUUCUCUUUCGCCCCGAAAGAUACACUUAGCCAUGUGAUCCCUGCCUCACCGGCCCAGAGCCGACGGAGUAUUGGCGCGAGUCUCAGAGCACCAUAUUCGCAUCCUCGUUCUCUUCAUAGCAUUCUGAGGAACUCCCCACUGCCCCCUUCAAGUGCCAAGUCUCCAAUUUCCCCGAGACGACAGUCUCUGCGGUUGCAAGAGAAAGCAGCACGGCGUGUCGGAUACGAAAGCCCUUUGACCCAGACCAUUACGACCGAGAAGUACACCAGAUCACACAUCGACUUGCUCUCCGAAGAUGCGUCGCCCUACUCCGCAACGCCGACCGCCGAAGACUCGGACAUGGUACUCGACCUUACCAUGGCCUACUCCAGAGCGGAGACUCGUGACGGGGGACAGACCCCUGGGCCGUUUGAGGAAAUGAGGAGGAGAAUGGCUGGCUUGCAAUCGGAGACACCCAUUACUUCUCCCCGACCAGGGGGCAUAAGGAAGAAAAAGAGAGAAAAGAAGCGCAAGUGGGUAUGGACCAUCGGACAAGACGGAGAGGAGAGUGAAAGUGGUGCAUUGUUGGCACUGAAGGCCGCAGCAGAAGCAUCGACGCCGCGGACAUCUGUGCCGAUCAAAGCUGCUACACCGGAGCCUGUGACUGCUGUACAAACAAGUGUUGAACCAGUCGAUUCCGAGGUAGAGACCCAGGAUGUCGAGAUGUCGGACGUAAGCAGUAUUCCCUCAAGCAGCCGGGGCACAACACCAUUCAGUGUCGAGAUAGACCCGAAGACCCCUGUUAUGACUGCUGCCGCUGGUUCAGCACCUCAAACAGAUCGACUUGGGUCUGUGGAUUUGAUCAACCCCGAGACGGGAAGCCGCAGGGACACACCCAUUCCACCCGAUCUUGUUACAAGGUAG
This is a messenger RNA of Neoarthrinium moseri, 1326 nucleotides long. RefSeq lists its product as uncharacterized. Lineage: Eukaryota; Fungi; Ascomycota; Sordariomycetes; Amphisphaeriales; Apiosporaceae. The transcript has a single exon. The record is from RefSeq and is a predicted model, not a curated record. Bases 1 to 1326 code for a protein of 441 amino acids.